Molecule: messenger RNA, 696 nt
Organism: Quercus robur (English oak)
Lineage: Eukaryota; Viridiplantae; Streptophyta; Magnoliopsida; Fagales; Fagaceae
Exons: 2
Coding region: 236-643 (135 amino acids)
Source: RefSeq, a predicted model, not a curated record
GCUAAAAGCCUAAAACGUAAAACCCAACAUGCUAAAAAAAAAAUGCUAACCAGCCGUCACUUUCUCCGCUUCUUGCAUCUAACAGAAACUUUUCUCCUUCAUUUUCUUGGGCAUUUUCUCAACUACCAAACAGACAAAAUCUAAACCCCUUUCUUCGAACACACCACAAAACCUCACUCACUCACCCAGAAAGAAGGAAAUCAUAGAAUGAAAAUCGUUGGCAAAUCAUUGAACUAUGAUUCGGAUUCCAUGGCGUCAAAAGCGACAUUGGAGGGAUCCAAAACGUCGUGCUCUGAUUCAGACACUCAAAUCCGCUUACCAAUCUAAUGAGAUGAAUGCUAACAAAAAGCAAGGUGCUAGAGGUGGAAUUGUUGCUACUACAAGUGCUGUUGCUGUAACUAAAACAACUGCAAGGGCUGGAGAAGCAGGGGUUGUUGCUGCAAGUUCUGGAGAUUCAAUGGUUGCUGCAAGUUCUGGAGAUUCAGUGGUUGCUGCUACAAGUGUUGGGGAUUCAACGACUGGUGGUGGUACUAACAAUCAACGUGUGGUGGUGCCAAUUGUGGAAAAGGCCAUUCAAAGGGUGCAGUCCAAGAAGAAGAAGAAGAAGAAUAAGGGCAUUAACAAUAUAAGGGCAAAACUUUGAUACAGUACUUAGGUGCUGUUCUUUAGGUUCUCCUUGAUAAGAUCUUAGUAACC